AUGUGCGUGAGGCAAGCGUGCACGAGGGGUCUGUGCACGUGGCGGGCGUGCACGAGGCGGCCGUGCUCCAAAGCCGGACUUAGCCUUGUUACUCGCCGCCGGCUGCCGUUCUCUCGGGCGGCGUGUAAUAGAAGUGUCCAAUUAAGAGUGGAUUUGGCGAGGUGCGAUCUCGCUGCGGUCUCGUUGCGGUCCCGCGGCGAGUCCCGCGGCCGCUGGGCUGUGCAGAGCGAGGGCUGUUCGGGAGCGAAGGCGUGGAACCGGUUGUUUAUUGGCAGUGGAUGGAAGCACACGGGAAACACAUGCACUUUACACGACCACGCCCAGCUGCGGCCGCCGCGCCUCCUCAGCCGCGCCUCAUCAGCCGCGCCUCCUCAGCCGCGCCUCCUCAGCCGCGCCUCAUCAGCCGCGCCUCCUCAGCCGCGCCUCCUCAGCCGCGCCUCCUCAGCCGCGCCUCAUCAGCCGCGCCUCCUCAGCCGCCGCAGAGAGCUAGCAUCCAUCUCCCUGAUAGCAUCGCGCCGCUGUUAG
This is a messenger RNA of Knipowitschia caucasica, 525 nucleotides long. Lineage: Eukaryota; Metazoa; Chordata; Actinopteri; Gobiiformes; Gobiidae. The record is from the annotation of a GenBank genome assembly.